ACCAACAGCCCCAACCUCUAUCGGUAAUUACCAUAAUAUGCGGAAUGCACGGGGAGUUUGUUACCGGGGUGAUUAACCGGGUCAAGAGUCAGUAUAAGUGCUUGUGAAUAUUAUGGUUGGUUAAUCGUGUGUUUUCAAAAACGAAAGGACAUAACAGCUAUUUAUAUUGCGCAAAAUAAUACAACAUGGUAUUUGAAAGCCACGUUGUUAGUAUUUUGAACAAUGUUCUUGGUCAAUAUGUCGAAAAUUUGGACUCAUCUCAGUUUGUAAUGAGUAUUUGGGGAGGCGAUGUAAGGCUCGAAAAUCUUAUUUUUAAGGAAAAUGCUUUGGAUGUACUUAACUUGCCAUUGAAGAUUGUUCGGGGACAUUUGGGCAAGCUUGUUUUGAAAAUCCCGUGGAAGAACUUAUAUUCUGAGCCUGUUAUUGCAAGAGUUGAUGAAGUCUACAUUCUUGCAAGACCCAACUCUUAUAUGAAAUACGAUGCUGAAAAGGAAGAAAAGCUUGUUGAGGAAAGAAAGCAAAAUGAGCUCACUGCUAUAGAAGAUGCUAUAAGAUACGCUGAGGAGGCCAAAAAAAAAACUAAAGAUGACCAUGAAAAAAACUUAAAUUUUACUGAAAAACUAGCCUUGCAUAUUGUGAAAAAUAUUCAGGUUUGCAUUCCAUUGUUUGUUUGCAUUUUAUUAAUUAUUAUCAAUUAUUAUUAUUAUAUCUUUUAUCUUAGAGAAAAAUUAUUUAUUCCAAGAAGGGUUUCUUCUUCAAUAAUACAUAUAUCAUUUCUUAAACAUGAAAAUUUAAUGUAGGUUUUAUAAUGAACUUAACAUCAUAUUAAUGCCUUGGGAAAUCUCUUUGACUAAAUCCAUUAUGGUGUUCAAAUCAUUCUCUUUGAUACGAUGACGGCAUCUUUGGGCAAACUUGUCAGGAUGCCAUCUUACUCUUUGUCUUUUCAGGUAUGUAAUUUUCUCAUCUCCAGCCCAUUCACACAACUUAUCUACAAUGUCAGCAGCACUACCUAUACAUGGCCAAGGGAUAGUGUCAAAUGAAAGAGGCUUCAUUCCUCCAUUUUCAAACACAUUAUGACACAUGUCUUCAUAUCUUUCUCUUUCUCGUUCCAUUUUCUUUAACCUUGUUCUUCUAAUAUAGUUAUCAUGACCUUCAGCAAGUUGUUUUGUCAAUUCUUCCUUCCAUUCAGAGUCAACCUCUUUUUCCUUGUGUUGAUGUGAAAUAUUCAAACCUGCAGUCCUUUUAUGUUUUGAGAAGUACUCUUGUCUAAUUCGUUCAGCCCAAUCAUUGUAAGUCUCACUUACAUCUUCUUGAGGAAUUUCAUCCUGUUUGAAAUAGUAAUCUUCACAAGAUUCCUCAUAAGCUAAUUUUUUCCGCCAUUCUUCCUCCUCUUCAUUCAACUUUUGUUUAACUUCGUCUUCUUCUACGUAAGUACUUGUCAUGAUAGAAUUCCAUUUUGUGUACAAAUCAUUGGGUGUUUCACCAAAGAUGUUAGCCAAGUUCAUAACACGUCGAGAUUUUCUUUUUAAGUAAUAAAUUAGAUCGUAAAGCAUUGUGUUUUUAUAGGAUUCUAGUGCAUACUUCAAAGCUAUAUGUAAAGCAGUGUUGCCAUCAUCAUCAGUAAGGCAAGGAUCGACUCCAUUACGAACUUUGAUAUAGAACCCUUCUUCACGAAUUUAACAACCUUAGAGUUUUGCAUCAUCACUGGCCUUCUUUACCAUUAUAAUGAAUAACAAGAAACCAGUUGGUUGAAAAGAUUGUCAUGAAAAGUAGAUACAUUGAAAGGCGGCAUUUCGCGAAGUUUAGGUGACGAAUCAACAAUCUCAUUUUGCGGAAUCAACAAUCUCAAUCAUCCAAUUUAAUUCUUUCUCGAGGUUUGUUUACAACUUGUUCAAAUGGUUCAAAUACAUUAAAGUGUUUUUUAUUUACAAUUUUCUAUCGAACUGUUGCAAUAUAUCUGAUACAGGAAAAAUAUGCUGAGUUGAUGAAAAGUCUGUGUAAUCUUGCUGCUGAAUGCAGAAAAUUAGUUGUGGAUGCAGAAAUUCACAUAAAUAACAUUAAAGAACAAGCCCAAGAUGACAGCGGAGCUAUUGAAAAUUUAAAGCAAGCAUUCAUCAACAGUUGCAAUGUUUCUUGGCAAUUGAAUGAGAUUAAGAGUUCUGUAAUGGAGUCAUUGCAAGGAUCAGAAACAUUGUGUCAAAGAUACCAUGAGAUCUAUAAAAACUUGAAUGAAUAUUGUGGUCAAGCAAAAGCUGAAUGUAUAAGGCAUGAAAGCAUAGCUGGUAUAGCAGGAAAGUUAACACUAUAUUGUAUUAUGCCCUGUAUUGGGGAAGCUUUAGCAGCUCUUUUAGGAAUAUUCCAAGUGCAAGGCUUUGAAGUGCAAGGAGUAACAGAAUUUUGCAAGCCGAAAUUGUUUACUUUAUUUGAGGAACAAUCUUGAGAUUCCAGCAAGAACAAUGUAGCAGCUACAUGAUUGCAGUGUCCAUCAAUUCCAGCAGGGCAAUCACAGAAAGCUUUUAGCACAAGAGAUCUUUCAUUCAUUGUUAGUUUGACUGUGUAACUAUCUUUUUUUAUGGAAGGUAGCACUUGGCUUUUUAUAAAAUAUAAACUAUUUCUUGUUUGUGAUAGAA
Molecule: messenger RNA, 2630 nt
Organism: Xenia sp. Carnegie-2017
Lineage: Eukaryota; Metazoa; Cnidaria; Anthozoa; Malacalcyonacea; Xeniidae
Product: vacuolar protein sorting-associated protein 13-like
Exons: 8
Coding region: 186-800 (204 amino acids)
Biological process (GO): protein targeting to vacuole; protein retention in Golgi apparatus
Cellular component (GO): extrinsic component of membrane
Source: RefSeq, a predicted model, not a curated record